Cryptomeria japonica (Japanese cedar) is the source of this 1084-nucleotide messenger RNA. RefSeq names its product ubiquitin-like protein ATG12. The transcript is spliced from 6 exons. Lineage: Eukaryota; Viridiplantae; Streptophyta; Pinopsida; Cupressales; Cupressaceae. The coding region runs from base 614 to 892 and encodes 92 amino acids. Gene Ontology annotation, cellular component: Atg12-Atg5-Atg16 complex; cytoplasm; phagophore assembly site membrane. Gene Ontology annotation, biological process: autophagy of mitochondrion; C-terminal protein lipidation; nucleophagy. The record is from RefSeq and is a predicted model, not a curated record.
AAAAAUAAUUGAAAUAUGAUGCACGAUGGUGCUCUUCCCCUGUUACCUUUAAAUUUAUAUUAAGGGAUUUUAUUCUCUUUCACUAUUAAAGAGGUGUUUCAUUCGUGACGAGCAAAGAUAGUUGUGGGGUAUUUGAACCUUAUGUACAGAACUGACAAACUACUACGAUGAAGGGGACGAGCAAGGAGCAAACUGAAAUACCGGUUUUUCUCAUGAUCGAAUCUGAUCUUGUCCAUACCGUCGAAUAUUGUGUCAAGAAACAGAAGAAAAUCAAAGCCAUAAGCGCAGGCCCAUCUGUCUUAAAAAGCAAGUAGGAGAAAAUUUAAAUCUCGAUUGCCCAACGCUUCGGCAGGUUAGGCUAUUUGUAGCUAGUCCUUUCUUCCCAAUUGGACUUUUGGUGAAAUUUCCUAACUAUUGGCUUUUCAAAGAGAGGAGAAAAGAAAAAAACUGCCGUUAACCUCUAUAUGAUUACGUUACAAGUAAUAUUUGGUGGGGGUUCUAAAACAAGCGAAUAAAAAAUAGAAUAUUAUCCCUUGUUUUGUUUGAGAUAAAAUUCGCUACAGGAACAAAAAGUAUAUGCACUUGAAGUAUGCAAAGAAUUGUUAAGGUCUAGAUGGCUACAGACGCCUCAUCUCGCAAAGUGGUAAUACUUCUCAAGGCUACAGGGGAUGCCCCAAUUCUCAAGCAAUCAAAGUUUAAGAUUGGAGCAAAUGAAAAGUUUGCCAAGGUUAUCGACUUCUUAAGAAGGCAACUACACAGGGACACUCUGUUUUUGUAUAUCAACAGUGCCUUCUCUCCCAAUCCUGAUGAUACUGUAAUUGAUUUAUAUGAUAACUUUGCUAGCGAUGGAAAACUGGUGGUGAAUUAUGCUUGCUCGAUGGCAUGGGGUUGAUGUUUUAUGUAAAGAUGGUCUUGAGAAUUCUAUAUUUGAUGGCUUGAUCAUUCAUUCAUUACGUCUAUUUUGUUGAUAUGUAUAUAAUAAAAAAAUUCAAAAGAUCAAUUAUUACUCAAGUUUUCUUAACUGAAGAAACUUGUUAUGAUAUAAUCCCAUUUAAUUUUCUUGUAAGGUUCUUUUAUUUGUUUA